AUGCCACGUACAUACGAUGGUCCAACGGGAGAUGUGAAUACCGCAUUUGUGCAGAAAGUGCGGGAUCUGCUCGCAUCCACUUCUAAUAGUAAUGGAAAUAUUACAGCAGCACUGCAGGCCUCACCGCUCUAUGAUGCCAUUCUUCGCUUUACAAGAUCAGAUAAUGCGAAACAACAACAACAACAAGAGUCAACAUCAUCUAAUGUAGUUGCAGAAAAACAACAAUUGACAACUACGUCAUCAUCAUCAUCAUUGUAUUCUUCUGCUACUGCUGCUACUACUACUCCUGUUGUACCAUUAUCCAUUGCACGCCGUGGAGUUGGGCCGAGGGAUCCUCUUCUGCAGCGUAAACUUAAAAAACAACAACAACUUCAACGACAAGAACAAUUACCACCAUCAUCACCUUUAUCUACAUCAUCAUCAUCUAAUCUUAACAAGGAUGCUAAUAGUAGAAGUGAAGAGAAUGAGGAGGAACAGCAGAAUCCACAAAAGGUCUUACAUUGGAGUAGACGCCCAUUACAGGAGAUGACAAGUGCUGGAUGGGACGUAUUUCGAGAGCAGCUGGGUAUUCACAUAGAGGUAGUGGCCCGUCGAUGCACCGCACAACAACAACAAGAUCAACAACAACAAGAAAAAGAACAACAACACCAACACGCAACGACAACAACAACAACAUCUAUGGUGAAGUUUAGCAGUGAAAUGCUCCGUCCAAUACGUUGCUGGGAGGAGGCACGACUCCCAUUUUCACUUGGCACUAUUGUUGCCCGCCGUUAUGUGCUGCCGUCGCCAAUUCAAUCUCAAUGUGUACCUCUCGCCAUGGCCGCGGCCCCCACACCGAGUGGAAAGAUUGAUGUGCUCGGUGUUGCGGAAACCGGCAGCGGCAAAACAGCUGCAUAUUUAAUUCCACUGCUUGCCGAUGUAUUACACCGCACACCGCGACUGAUUGGAAAUGAUGAAUUGAUUGCACAUGGGCCUCUCGCUCUGGUGGUGGUGCCCACACGUGAACUUGCGGAGCAGGUGACGCGAGAAGCCCUUGGCUUUGUGCAAGGAGCCUCCGCAGAUGAGAUACGACGUCUCGUACAAGAAGAAUAUAAAAUGGAUAAUCCACAGCAUUCUAAUCAUAAUGGUAGCGCUAACGUGACGGGUAAUAAUAAUAAUAAUAAUAAUAAUAAUAAUAAUAAUAAUAAUAAUAAUAAUAAUAAUGUGAUGCAACUACACAAUACACUGGAUGAGAUUCGUGUGGUGAAGGUGGUUGGUGGUGAGGCGGCGGAUGCGCAGUAUGAUGCCUUAGCGGCCGGUGCGCAUGUUGUGGUUGGCACACUUGGGCAAUUGGAUGCUUUACUGCAACAGCGACUACUCGCAUUGGGCAACACACACUUCGUCGUAUUAGAUGAAGCCGAUCGCAUGAUUGAAGAACAACAAACAGAACGUCUAGUGGCAGUCCUGCAGCGAUGUCCACUACCGCGACAGACUAUUAUGUUAACCGCCACUUUGAGUGCGGCUUGUGAAGAUGUGGCUUGGAAGUAUUUUUCACCAAAUGGAUUUGUGGUGGUGCGUGUGCCCCAUCGCUGUUCCACCAUUACGCAAGUGUUUGAAGUCAUGCCGAGUGAUCCAGGCGUUGCUGGAAUAACGACGACGUUAUCUUCUCAUCAUAAUAAAGAAGGAAGAGGAGGAGGAACAUUAAAUAAACAACAAGAACAAGAAGAGAAGGCUGAACAACAACAACAACAACAACAACAACAACAAGUGGAACGACGACGCAAUCCACUACUUCAUCCAUUGAAGUUUACAAGACUUGUGACUUAUUUGGGUUAUGCAACUGGUCCAAUCGUGGUAUUUGCGAAUGAGAAGCGUACAUGUGAUGCCUUACAUGAUGAGUUGCGUGCAGAGGCGGCCCAUCUUGCCGCACUAACAGAGUCUUUUUCACUAGAGACGCUUGUAGGGGAAUUACCACCUGUUUUGCGUCCAAACUCACAACAACAACAACAACCAUCACAACAACAACAACAGGGACGUCGACCAAUGUUGAGUUUAAAUAAUAUGCGCUCUGUGGCUUUGGUGCAUUCCGAGCAGUCACAGACGGAGCGGCGACGACUUGUGGAACUCUUUCGUCGUGGCGAACGUCGAGUACUUCUCACGACAGAUCUCUUGGCACGUGGUUUAGAUGUGCCAAACAUAUCGCUUGUGAUUAACUAUGAUAUGCCCAUGGUAGAUACUGUUGGUAAUACUGCUAAUACGAAUGCAGGUGAGGAGGCGGUGGAGAAAUAUAUUCACCGUGUUGGACGUACGGGUCGUGCUGGGGCGAGUGGCGUGGCGGUGUCUUUUGUGUGUCUUCCAUCUGCAUUGAUUCAACGUGCAGAGCAUUAUGUAUUGCGCAGCCUGUCAACAUCUGGUGAUGGCUCCAACAAACAACAAAUGCAGCGAAUCACAGUGCUGCAAACCUCUGCGAAGGCGAAGGCACAAGAGUUAGAUAAACGCGAAUUAACAGGAUCCAAGAACAAAGAUAAUGACAUGGAUGAUUUCAUCUUACAACCAUUAGAUGAGGAGGAAUAUGAUGAAGAUGAUGAAGAUGGAAAUAAUGGUGAAGGGGAUGAUGUACAUGAGCCACCGCGAGCACGUCAACGUUUUGAGGAUAAUCAACAUUUACAAGAUGGAACUGUGAAGGCGAAUGAUGUUACUCCAUCAUUCUCACAUGAUGAAUUACUCUUGCGGCCGCUGUGGAAUUUUCUUGUGAGUUGUGCAGAAGCGAAUGGUGCUGCCGUGCGUGGGGCUGAAUUAAUUCAGCAGCAACGAUGUCGUUUAAUUCAAAUGUCUCCAGUGCUUGCUGCAUUGAUGACUGCCUUUGCGCAACGUUCCCCACACGGUUCCAUCACCACCUAG
This is a messenger RNA of Trypanosoma theileri, 2880 nucleotides long. RefSeq names its product putative ATP-dependent RNA helicase. Gene Ontology annotation, molecular function: RNA binding; ATP binding. The transcript has a single exon. Gene Ontology annotation, cellular component: catalytic step 2 spliceosome. Gene Ontology annotation, biological process: mRNA splicing, via spliceosome. NCBI's taxonomy places the organism in Eukaryota, Euglenozoa, Kinetoplastea, Trypanosomatida, Trypanosomatidae. The record is from RefSeq and is a predicted model, not a curated record. The coding region runs from base 1 to 2880 and encodes 959 amino acids.